Molecule: messenger RNA, 1524 nt
Organism: Spodoptera exigua (beet armyworm)
Lineage: Eukaryota; Metazoa; Arthropoda; Insecta; Lepidoptera; Noctuidae
Source: the annotation of a GenBank genome assembly
UAAAAUCAUCUGUCAAUUGUCAUAUGUCAGAAUUCACCUGUGGAAAUUGGAAUUCACGUUGAAAUGUUUUUACUUUAAGAAAUGAUAAAAUUGCCCAUGUGUAGGUACUUCAUACAUAUUUUUUAAAAGGUUAUAGAGAAAUAUAAGCAUGACUAGAUUUGCAAGAGCUAAGGGCUCGAAAUCUUCCAACGAAAGAGCUCCAGAAGACAGUACACCAUGGGAGGUUAUGAAAGAACAAUUACUGCAAGCUAAAAAAGAGGGUGAGGAAUCUAAAAAGAGGAAAGAGGCAGAAAAGCAACGCAUAGAAAACUACGAAAAUUUUCUCAAAGAAAAUAAAGUACAAAAACGAAAAGCAACUUGGUGUGAUUUUCCUGAAUCUGAGAACAAACAGUCAAAAGUAACCAACUCAUUUGAAUCAAGUGAAACACAAGCGAAAAGCAAUAAGAAAAAUAAGAAAAAUGUUGCUAAUGGGACUGAAAAUCCUGAUCUCAGGAAUGUAGAACCAACAAAUAAUGAUGUAGCUGAUAAUGUAAACAAUAUAGGAAAGAAACCUAAACCUAAAAAGGUAAAGAAAAAGAGUGAAGAAGUUGCCGAGACCCAGGUUCCAGAAAAUACUGCAGAAGAAGACAAACCUACACUAACAUUAAAAAAAAUUAAGAAAAAGAAGAAGAAGAACGGGCAGAAUACAGUUGCAACUGAUGCUACACAGGCACAGGAACCAAAUUUAAAUUCAUCAACAAAAAGUAACAAAGAUAAUAAAAAUAAAGUACAGAACUACAACAAUGAUAAUAAACAGCAACCACAAGGUAAAAACAAAAAAAAUAAAAAGUUUGUAGAUGGCAAACCUGUUCGCAGGAAAGAAAUCAAUGAUAGGAGUUUCCAACUCAUCGUAAAUGGUAAGGAAAUAGAACUAGUCAGGUUUGAUGGUUUCCCAGUCAUGAAAAAAGAUGCUGAAAGGCUCCAGGAGUUAAAGAAUAACAUGAUUAAGAAGGGUAUUCCAAAAAGUGAAGUUCAGAGAACUAUGAAGUUAGAAAGAAGAAGAGCUGAAAAAGCUCUGGCCAGAAUGAAAAGGGAAGUGUGUUAUAACUGCAGGAAAGGAGGUCAUGUGCUCUCUGACUGCCCAGACUUAAAGUCAAAAAUACCAUCAGCUGAUGCUGCAGAAGGAGUUUGUUUCAAGUGUGGUUCCACAGAACACAGGCAAUUUGAAUGUAAAGUACAAAGAGAUAAAGAGUUCAGAUUUGCAACAUGCUUUAUAUGCAAAGAGCCUGGACAUAUAGCAAGGCAGUGUCCUGAUAAUCCCAAGGGAUUGUAUCCCAAUGGUGGUUCUUGCAAGUUGUGUGGUGAUGUCACACAUCUAAGGAAAGAUUGUCCCACUCUAACUGACAAAAAGGAAGAGUCUACAGUAAAACUACAUACAUUGAACAGUUCAGAAAACAUUGAAGAUGUAGGGCAGCAAAGCAAUAAGUUGUCAUAUGAGGAACCAAGUAGUAAGAAACCCAAGAAAAUUAAAUUUUAAAUUGUUAC